This is a messenger RNA of Daphnia carinata, 2950 nucleotides long. Its product is annotated as sodium-dependent noradrenaline transporter-like. Gene Ontology annotation, biological process: sodium ion transmembrane transport; serotonin uptake. Lineage: Eukaryota; Metazoa; Arthropoda; Branchiopoda; Diplostraca; Daphniidae. Bases 582 to 2840 code for a protein of 752 amino acids. The record is from RefSeq and is a predicted model, not a curated record. Gene Ontology annotation, molecular function: serotonin binding; serotonin:sodium:chloride symporter activity. The transcript has 16 exons. Gene Ontology annotation, cellular component: neuron projection; membrane.
UUUACCAAUCGUUUACGUUUAAAAAGUCGCUUAGUCAGUAUGAUUGCAUACCGUACAUUCCUGGGUAUGAACUUUUGUUUUCUUAUGCGUCAUCUUAUCGUAACAAGCUCCUGCGCUUACUGUUUUAUGACUUGGAGAUGUGUGAUAAAAGAAAAAAAAAAGAUAAGGAUUGCAACGUGUGCGUUGGCUAUUCCCUGACCCAGUGACGUUUUAUGAUUUCAGUACCUCUUACGCUUUCCGAUCCCACUAGUUGACUGUUUUUUAAGUUGAAAUUCAGUCUUGAGUAUUUUUGUUUCAAAUCGCAUUUCAAGUUCGACUGAGAGAUUCAUAGGCACAAAUAUUCGCUUACGUUUCUCUUUUACUCAAAAACUAAAGUGACUAAGACGUUUUUCUAACAAUUCCCGUUACAAUAUUUGAUUUUUUGAUCUAACAAUCCCGUACGUUGCCUUGGUGACUCCUAGGCUGCCCACUUUAGUGUUUUGUUCGCACAAAUUUCUACCGCCUGUUCGUACCGGGGGAAAGCACCAUCGAUGUCGUUGGUAUUUUGGUAAAAUUCCAUACGUUUUAAAACGAGUUUUGACAUGAAGCGGAAUAAGCAACUACGUGAAGUGGCCGACAUACGAGACAAUCAGGUACACAUAACAAGCAUUUCCUUUAAUAUGGAAUCGGAAUUCCAUAAUGAAAUCGAAAACAAACACGAUUCGAUGAGAGGCCCAAUCGAAAGGCAGAGUUCACGUACCAAAAAACAGCUAACUUACAGUGUGAUCGAAGAACCUUUGGAACUCACCUCAUUUCCUUUGGGGUUGAUGGAAGAUGAUGACUCAUUAGUCAGAUCCGUGACUUCUGUUCGCCAGCGAAAUGAAACCGAACGAAUUUUCUUAUCAUCGCAUAGGCCUUUAGCAGAAUUACGAACAAAUAACAUUUCUGCAAAUGGUCUGCCAGAUAUACCCGAAUUCUCUUCAACCAACGACUUGACUCCAUUAAGCAUUGCUGCUUUCAAGGAUGAGAAAUCUCAGAGAAUCAUAUGGUUAGAUAACGCAAGUCUCAUGGCAAUGAGUCUUGCACUCAGUAACAUCUGGAGAUUACCAACAUUUGUGUACUUUAAUUAUUCUGUCUUUGCAGGGGAAGCAUUUAUUGCCUAUAUAAUACUGAUGGUCUUUGUCGGGUUACCCUUAUUUGUAUUGGAGCUAUCAUUGGGUCAGUUUGGACAAACUGGAGUCAUCCAGUUAUGGAGAGCUGUCCCUUUUUUUAAAGGCAUAGGUAUUGCGCAAGUGAUAGCUGGUAUUUAUCAGGCUUGUUAUUUCCCUACGCUCGCAACGUGGGCUUUUCAAUUUGGUAUUGUCGGAUUUAGCGGCUGGAGUGGCUGUGAACUAUCGUCCAGUCAAAAUCUCACCACUUGUUUGUGCCAGGAUCCUCAAAGUAGCAAUUGUACUUCAUAUGGGGUGAUUUCUGAAGAAGAAUUCUGUUUCGAGAAUCGCGUCCUGUACAAAUAUCAAGACCUAAUGAACUUUAAGAUGCUGCCCAUGCUUGCAGCUGUGUUGAUAAUAGUUGCUCUAAGUAUUUGUUUCGGGGCCAAGGUGAUGAAAAUUAUCCUGUCACUGUCUGGAAUCAUCUCUGCUAUUCUACUUGGUGUGGUGAUGGCUUUAGCUUUAUCUCACCCAAACAAUUUACUCUCGAAUGUAAACAACACUGCACAAAGGGGAAUUAACUUGCUUGUCCCUCACGAGCUAUGGGGCUUUGGGCGCGGAGAGGUUUGGUAUGGCGCUAUGGUACAGGUCUUAUUUUCAUUGGCGAUAGGUUUCGGCACUCUGCCUACGCUAACAUCUUCUAGCUAUUUCAACAGAAACAUUGUCCGAGAUGGAAUUUUAAUUUGGUUAAUUAACCUAUUCUUUGCCAUUAUCUCCGUAAUUACGGCAUUUGCAUGGAUUGGAAUUUCUGGACUUGAUGGAAAUGAUGUAGCCCAACCCAACGCCUUCAUAUACUCUGUGUACUAUAACGUUUCCGAUUCGUUAUGGGCUGGACUCACUUUUGGACUCAUCUUUCUUGCUGGAAUCAAUAGCAUGCUACCCUUGUCGUAUGCAAUUUUCCAGAAUGUGUACGAGAAUUUUCCGGCACUUAAAGAACACCAUCGAAAGUUGACUUACUGCUUGGUGUUUUUGGCCAUCUGGCUUGUAAAUGUUCCUGGUCUUAUUCCGGCUGGAAAUGAAAUUUUAACGAUGUGGGAUCAUUACGCAGCAGGAGGCACUGUACUUACUUGUUUAAUUGUUCAUUUAAUCGGUUGGAUGUGGGUCUAUGGCAGGGAAAAUGUGAAGAAGAAUCUGGAAUUUAUGCUCAGCCGACCUAUAAACUUUUUUUGGAACGUAUCGUGGAGCUAUGUUACUAUCGUCCUUCUUCUCGUCGCAGAACUUUGGGGUUUCUUGGGCGUGCCGUUGGACGGAACUGUGGAUUGCCAUUAUCCCAUAUGGUUGGUAGCCACUGGGUGGUCUCUCUAUUUUCUAGCUUUGGUGGUAGCGAUCAUCUUCAUGAUUAGAGUAGUGGUUCACGAGACCGAAUAUGAGCUGAUAAAAAAGUUGGUUAAUUCGAUGAAACCCGACAGAAACUGGGGCCCAGUUGAUCCCCUUCUUCAUUUCCAUUGGAAAAGAUCUAUUGAACAAGAAUCUGGGCCAGUGUCAUAUUCUUUGAAUACCAUUUCGCGGAGGCUGAAAGACGAAAGUCCUACACUAGAUAUCUCUAACAGCGAUCAUAAUGCCACUCCCAAAAACCGGCGCCCGAGUAUUACAAUGGUUCGUAUGCCUAACUAUGCAAGGCACUACGAUGAAUUGGGCGGCACGAUUGCAUAGUAAAGUUUAAUUUUAUAACUGUUUGCUGUUUUCAUGUUGAAAGCUUUCAGAUUUCUUGCUUAUCUUGUUAAAAAAAAAUAUCGCGCCCCCAAUACAAAUUUAUGUUUGUA